Naegleria lovaniensis is the source of this 249-nucleotide messenger RNA. RefSeq lists its product as uncharacterized. Gene Ontology annotation, biological process: double-strand break repair via homologous recombination; mRNA export from nucleus; proteasome assembly. NCBI's taxonomy places the organism in Eukaryota, Heterolobosea, Eutetramitea, Acrasida, Naegleriidae. Gene Ontology annotation, cellular component: proteasome regulatory particle, lid subcomplex; proteasome complex. The record is from RefSeq and is a predicted model, not a curated record. The transcript is spliced from 2 exons. The coding region runs from base 1 to 249 and encodes 82 amino acids.
AUGCCCUCCGAUAAGAAAGACACUUCCGCGACAGCAACGACCCCAUCCGAACAGAAAAAUUUGGAAGAGCAAGACAUUCUUGAAGAUGAUGAUUUUGAAGAAUUUGAAGAUGAAAAUUGGGAUAUUAAUCAAACAGAAGAACAAGAACAACUUGAAUGGGAGGAAGAUUGGGAUGAUGAAGAUGUUGAUGAUUUCUCAAAACAAUUGCGUGAGGAGUUGAAGCGACACGAAAUGCUAGAUGAGCAAUAA